Messenger RNA from Protopolystoma xenopodis, 384 nucleotides. Lineage: Eukaryota; Metazoa; Platyhelminthes; Monogenea; Polystomatidea; Polystomatidae. The record is from the annotation of a GenBank genome assembly.
AUGAGAGGUGAUAACUCCGGUCAGUCAUUUGGUAUCACGUCUGACACAGCAACCUCACAAAUUGCGCAUAGUCACGAAUGCGUGUACCGGUCGUCGCUAUGUAUUUGCAUAAUUGAGAAACGCGGCUUUGCCCCCUUGGACCAGGCCAGACAAACCCCGCUUUUUCAAACUAAGACAGACUCCUUUUAUGCCCACAUCCGGGAUGUCCGAUGUAUUGUAGUCGGGUCGCGAUGCCUUCUGCCCAGGCCGAGAAGGUCAGAUCGGAAGCAGCAACAGCUGCGUCUACACGUCUCCAGAGGGCGCGUCAACCCACGUGCUAGCGAAUCUUUGCAGUUCACCGGUGGGACAAGACGGACGGGGACUUGGGGGCAAAGGGUCGGGUAG